This is a messenger RNA of Otolemur garnettii (small-eared galago), 1416 nucleotides long. RefSeq names its product solute carrier family 16 member 11 (gene SLC16A11). Gene Ontology annotation, biological process: monocarboxylic acid transport; transmembrane transport. The record is from RefSeq and is a predicted model, not a curated record. Gene Ontology annotation, molecular function: monocarboxylic acid transmembrane transporter activity. NCBI's taxonomy places the organism in Eukaryota, Metazoa, Chordata, Mammalia, Primates, Galagidae.
AUGCCAUCUCCCUAUCAGAGGCAACGACGUGGAGCCUUCACUCACAGGUGUUUCUCCACCCCACAGACGACGAUGAUCCCCAAGCCCGCCGGACCCCCGGAUGGGGGCUGGGGCUGGGUGGUGGCAGCCGCAGCCUUCGCGGUGAACGGACUCUCCUACGGGCUGUUACGCUCCUUGGGCCUUGCCCUCCCUGACCUUGCGGAGCACUUUGACCGAAGCGCCCAGGACACUGCGUGGGUCAGCGCCCUGGCCCUGGCAGUGCAACAGGCAGCCAGCCCAGUGGGCAGCGCCCUGAGUACACGCUGGGGGGCGCGCCCCGUGGUGAUGGUUGGGGGCGUCCUUACCUCCUUGGGCUUCGUCUUCUCGGCUUUCGCCCGCAGUCUGGUGCACCUCUACCUCGGCCUGGGCCUCCUUGCAGGCUCCGGCUGGGCCCUGGUGUUCGCGCCUGCCCUCGGUACUCUCUCCCGUUACUUCUCCCGCCGUCGAGUCUUGGCGGUGGGGCUGGCGCUCACGGGUAACGGGGCCUCCUCGCUGCUCCUGGCACCCGCCUUGCAGCUCCUUCUUGAUACUUUCGGCUGGCGAGGCGCCCUACUCCUCCUUGGCUCCAUCACCCUCCACCUCACCCCCUGUGGAGCCUUGCUGCGACCCCUGGCCCUCCCUGGUGAUCCCCUGACCCCACCCCGAGGCCCCUUAGCUGCCCUGGGCCUGGGUCUCUUCACACGUCGGGCCUUCUCCGUCUUUGCUUUAGGCACAGCCCUAAUUGGGGGAGGGUACUUCGUUCCCUACGUACACUUGGCUCCCCACGCUUUAGACCGGGGCCUGGGGGGCUACGGGGCAGCCCUGGUGGUGGCCGUGGCUGCGGUGGGGGAUGCGUGUGCCCGGCUGGUGUGCGGGUGGCUGGCAGACCAGGGCUGGGUGCCCCUCCCGCGUCUGCUGGCGGUGUUCGGAACUCUGACAGGGCUGGGGCUACUGGCGGUGGGACUCGUGCCUGUAGUGGGGAGUGAAGGGGAUUGGGGGGUCCCCCUGCUGGCCGCGGCUGGGGCCUACGGGCUGAGCGCCGGGAGUUAUGCCCCACUGGUUUUCGGCGUGCUCCCGGGGCUGGUGGGCCUCGGAGGUGUAGUGCAGGCCACCGGGCUGGUGAUGAUGCUGAUGAGCCUCGGGGGGCUCCUGGGUCCCCCUUUGUCAGGCUUCCUCAGGGAUGAGACAGGAGACUUCACCGCCUCUUUCCUGGUGUGCAGCUCCUUCAUCCUCUCUGGCAGUUUCAUCUACAUGGGGCUGCCCAGAGCGCUACCCUCCUGCCGUCCAGCCUCACCUCCACCCACUCCUCCUCCUGAGAUGGGGGAGCUGCUCCCAGUCCCCAAGAUUGCCCUGCUCUCCCCAGGAGACCCUCACUCCACUCUGGACACCUCUUGUUGA